CGAGAGUCGCGCGCGUUCACACAGGGCUUUGAGAAUGGCAAGCAAUGAAAACACACCGACUUCAGACGACGAGUCUGUUCAAAAGGAACAAGACAGUUAUGAUAAAAAGUGUAUUUUCUGUAAGAUUGUAAACAAGGAGAUGGACACUGAGCUUCUAUACAGCGAUGAAGAGACAACAUGUUUCAGAGAUAUAAAACCGGGGGCUCCUCAUCACUAUCUUGUUGUGCCCACAAGACACAUAGGGAAUUGCAAAUCACUUAACAAAGAACACAUUCCAAUUGUGGAAAAAUUGGUAGAAACGGGAAAAGCAAUUCUUCAGAAGAAUGAUUUCACUGAUUUAAAUGAUGUCAGGUUUGGUUUCCACUGGCCUCCUUUCCAUUCUGUUGCACAUCUACAUCUCCACGUUUUGGCACCUGCCAGUCAAAUGGGCUUCUUCUCUCGCUUCAUCUACCGCCUAGACUCCUACUGGUUCAUCACAGCUGACCAGUUACUCAAAAGACUAAAAUCAAUGGACUGAAGGAAUGCUGUCAUGCUGCCAUUACAUAUGUUUAAGGAAAAGUGGUGAAGCUGAAGUGCCCGUAGAUUAUGAUUAUUUUAGUCAUUACUUCUUGCAUGUUAGAAAUUUUAUUUAUUUAAUUUUAUUUUAACUGGUGAAUUCUUGAAAAAAAAAUCUACCUUUUACUUCAUAAACCCUGUCGAAUGCAUUUUUAAGAAAUAUCGAUGCCUGCCUGAAUAACCAGAUAAAACUUCAUCUAUUGCUGAGAAAAAUAACAUGUCUAUAUACAGCAUAGUUGUAUAGCAUGCUAUAACUUUCAAUAGCAUGUGAUCAUUUUAUUGGGUAUUUUUAAGGUGUAAUGCAUUCCAAUAAAAUGAAGUUUAGCUAAUUACAAUUACAUUUCCAUACCACUAAUAAAUGUAUGAAGAAUCCACAUAACAGAGAAUAAAGGGCGUGGGUGUGUAUAUAUGAAAGAACUGCUGAUACAAUGGACAUGUUUAGUCCUGAACUCUGAAUACCUGUGUUGUGCAAGGAUGUAAACUAUAUUACUGUAUGUAUACAAAGUUUUAUUGUACAUUUAAUUUAAUUUUAUUUUUUUUGUGUAUUUAUGGAGAUUAACAACCAAGUGUGUCUGAUUUUGCAACCAGUGAUUCAGAGUUUCAGUUUUGAAUAAUAAUGUAUUAAUACAAUUUUUAUUAAUUUACUAUUAAAUGUUAUUAUUUACUCUUCA
This is a messenger RNA of Tachysurus vachellii, 1226 nucleotides long. It is a transcript of the gene hint3, whose product is annotated as histidine triad nucleotide binding protein 3. The coding region runs from base 35 to 517 and encodes 160 amino acids. Gene Ontology annotation, molecular function: catalytic activity. The transcript is spliced from 5 exons. Lineage: Eukaryota; Metazoa; Chordata; Actinopteri; Siluriformes; Bagridae. The record is from RefSeq and is a predicted model, not a curated record.